AGAAAAAAAAAAAGCAGCGCAGCCAGUUGGGCAGUGGGGAGUUGUGCGAGGCAGUGUCAGAGGAGACAACAAUGGCGAACCCUAGGAGGGCUUCCAUUUCAUUAUCUUCUUCAAGCAAUCCCCAAAGCUUGGAGAGUCCAUUUCACAGUCAAUCCCAAGGCCAAACCCUUUCGCUAUCCUUUGAAUCGUUAUCGUUUCUGAAGAACUUUCUGAAGAACUUUCUGAAGAACUUUCUGAAGAAGCCUCACGCCUUCCCUUUCCUGCUCUCUGUUUUCCUCUUACUCACAUGGAUUUCUCUCAGAAUCCAGCACUCUUCUUCUCGCUUCUCAUUCCCCGAUUUCUCUCGCUUUCAACAUACUCCUGAUACAUGGAGCAAGGACGAUGAUUUCAAGGCUAACCUCGUUCGUUUCAAGCCUAGAUUUCCUUCUCGGAUUGCUAAAGACAACAGGGGAUGGCUACUCGAUCCUAUUUCUCUUGCGCUCGAUUCUGGCGUUCUUGGUGGAGCAGUGACCUGUGCUUCUGUUCAUAUUGGAGAAAUUAAACCUGGAGCUAUGAGGGGAAACCACAGGCACCAUACUUGUAAUGAAACAUUUGUCCUGUGGGGUGCUAGAACAAUAUUCAGAUUGGAGAACAGCGAGGUAGGUGAUAAGGGAUAUGCUGAAGUGAUAAUUGGUGCGGAUGAGGUUGCUGUUGCAGCAAGUCCAAGAGGAACAGCCCAUGCAUUGAUAAACAUGGAUCCUGCACGGUCUACAUGGUUUCUGGGUUGUCAAGAUGGUAUUAUAAACUACAACACUUCAACUUCUGAUUUUAAGGUCUGGAAAGAUCUUUAGUUUGCAACACUCUCUCUUAACUUGGGCCCUAUUUAGUUCUUGACAGGAAGUCCCUUUUAUUUCACUUCUCCUGUGGGAAUUUUUGCUAGGUGGUGGGGGAUAGCAUUGUAGUUUCAAAUCUAGGGAAUUUGUGAGCUGAUUGUCAUGAGAUGAGAUAAACUUUUACAUCUUUGUAUACAGGAUAGCUUUUAUAGUAUUAAGUACAGUACACUAAAGCACAAUGGUCCUCUCGAUCAUACAAGAUCAUACAAGUUAACCACAAAAUUACAUUACAAAUACUUAAAAGGUCAACUCAUUAUCACAAAAUAGGAUUACUGCAUCUCCAUUUUCUCCCAUCAUUAGCCUUAUAGCCCUCCUUAUUUUCCUCUUCCAGUAUCAUUUUCAUGUGGCUCCACUAGUAUUGGAGGGAGGGAGGGAGGGAGAGAGCUUGAGUGUGAAUGUCAAAUGAAGAAGGUGAACUAGCAGUGUCUUGUCUUGUCUGAGUUAUAAAUCUAUUUUGUUGUGAGAUCCAACAUCGAUUGAAGAGAGGAACAAGUGUCAGCGAGGAUGUUGGUCUCGAAGGGGAUAAAAUGUGAGAUCUUGGACAGUGUGCCAACGGACGCUGGGCUCCGAAAGAGGUGGAUUGUGAGAUCCCACAUUGGUUGGGGAGGAGAACAAAGUAUUUUUUAUAAAGGUGUAGAAAUCUCUCCCUAAUAGACGUGUUGUUUGGUAGAGAUGAGUUUGGACUGUUACAUUUGUUUUUUUUGUCUGUGACCCUAAUUUGUUAUAUUUCAAACAUUGUCCUUGAGCACGCUCUCAUAGCAAGGUGCGAGGUGCCUUACCUGAGCGUAGGUCCACGCCUUUUGUGGUUUUUUUUAAUAACAAAUUCUAUAUGUGUUUCAGUUGUAAACUUGAGAGAUCUUAUACAACUAUUCCAAUUCCGA
Molecule: messenger RNA, 1753 nt
Organism: Cucurbita maxima (winter squash)
Lineage: Eukaryota; Viridiplantae; Streptophyta; Magnoliopsida; Cucurbitales; Cucurbitaceae
Exons: 3
Coding region: 72-830 (252 amino acids)
Cellular component (GO): endosome; trans-Golgi network
Source: RefSeq, a predicted model, not a curated record